UCCAGUACAUCAAGAUACAUGCGAUAGCCUAUAUGCACGUGUCCGUCUUUUGAAGAAUAUGUUUCAUUCGUCAUGGCGUGUUUUCACUUUGUGGUGUGAUACUUUGGGAAGAUGAUAUCCUCAGGUUCUGACUGUACACUUAUGUCAAGAAGAUGCCUGCUGACAUUCAAACCGUUCAGGAUCUUCGUAGCAGGCAUCGGCUUUUUCAGCCUGUGUUUCCUAAUGACGUCUCUGGGGGGGCAGUUCUCGGCCAAGCGUCUGGGGGACUCUCCCUUCACCCUCCGAGCGGAAGUGCUGGGGGGUCUAGAGUCUCGCGGGGUGCUGAAGAAGAUCAGUGACAUGCUGGAGGUGAUCAUGAAGAGGAUCGACAGCCUCUCCAGACUGGGCAACACCAGCGACGCCCACAGACUAGACGAGCUGAGCUCCGCCCUGGACAGGUUCCAGCCCAUGGGCCUGGUUGAGCGCAUCCAGGCCAUUGCGCAGAACGUGUCGGACAUGGCCGUGAAGGUGGAGCAGAUCCUGCAGAGGAGCCGGAGUGCCAACAAAGUAAGAGAUGGCUUGGCGGGCCAGUGUGACGUCCCUAAGGAUCCUCAUUACCCCGACUGCGCUGGCAAAAUGGAUUGGAUGCGGGCCCGAUGGACCUCUGACCCUUGUUACAGCUUCUACGGAGUGGACGGCUCCGAAUGCUCCUUCCUGGUUUACCUGAGUGAGGUGGAGUGGUUCUGCCCCCCUCUGGCCUGGAGGAACCAUAGCAGCAUGCCCACUGCUCAUCCAGCGCCGACUGGACAGGCGACGCUGCGCUCGGACCUGGGGCCGCUCCUGGAGCAGGUGGGCACGGGUAAGGAGUCCCUGAGCUUCAUGAGGAGACGCAUGCGCAGGCUGGCGGCACAGUGGGCAUCGGCGGCGCGGCGUCUGGACGGUCGUCUGCGCGGGCGAAGCAGGCAGCAGAAGAGGAUCCUGGUGCACGUGGGCUUCCUGACGGAGGAGUCCGGGGACAUGUUCAGCCCCAAGGUUCUGAAGGGCGGGCCUCUGGGGGAGAUGGUCCAGUGGGCCGACGUGCUCUCGGCGCUGCAUGUGCUCGGCCACAGCCUCAAGGUCUCCUUCUCCGUCAAGGACCUGCAGGGCUUUCUUGGGGUUCCUCCCGGGAGAGGCAGCUGCCCGCUGACUGGACCGUUCCCGUUUGAUCUGGUCUACACCGACUAUCACGGCCUCCAGCAGAUGAAACAGCUGAUGGGCCUCUCACUCAAGAAAUACAGGUGUCAUUUGCGGGUGAUUGACACGUUUGGCACAGAGCCUGCGUACAGCCAUGAGCAGUAUGCCACGCACCACAACUACCGGUCCAACUGGGGCUACUGGAACCUCAACUGCAGGCAAUACAUGACCAUGUUCCCCCACACGCCGGACAACUCGUUCAUGGGCUUCGUGGCGGAGGAGCUGAACGAGACGGAGCGGAGGAGUAUCCAGAGGAACAAGGUGGCCACCAUGGCCGUGGUGUACGGCAAAGAGGUCAGCAUGUGGAAGGGAAAGGACAACUUCCUGGCCAUCCUGAACCGCUACAUGGAGAUCCACGGCACCGUGUACUACGAGUCACAGCGCCCCCCGGAGGUGCCGUCCUUCGUCAAGAACCACGGCCUGCUGCCCCAACACGAGCUCCAGCAGCUGCUGCGCAAAGCCAAGCUCUUCAUUGGCUUUGGCUUCCCUUACGAAGGGCCCGCCCCUCUGGAGGCGAUAGCCAAUGGCUGCGUCUUCCUCCAGCCCCGGUUCCAGCCCCCUCACAGCUCCCUCAACCACGAGUUCUUCAGAGGCAAGCCCACGUCAAGAGAGGUCUCGUCCCAGCACCCAUAUGCAGAGCAGUACAUCGGGAGGCCCCACGUGGUGACGGUGGACUUCAACAACUCGCAGGAGUUUGAGGCAGCCAUCCAGGAGAUCAUGAGAGCCAAGGUGGAGCCUUACCUGCCCUACGAGUACACCUGUGAGGGAAUGCUGGAGAGAGUUAAUGCCUACAUAGAACAUCAGGACUUUUGCCACCCCGAUGCCCCGUUUCCCCCUGUAAACGCCUCCAAGUCCUGGCCGGGCAACCCCCCCAGCCCCUUCACGCUGCUGCCCAACACCAGCACUCUGGUCUGGGCCCCCAACGUCACAGCGCCGCCCUGUUGGCCACCGCUCUCCGCCAUGCUGCUGCUGCUGGCCCCCGAGGGCAUGUCGUGCGGGCGGGCGUGCCAGGACGAGAGCCUGGCGUGCGAGCCGGCCUUCUUCCCGUACGUCAACAACCUGGAGGCUCUAAACGGGCUGCAGGUGCAGUGUGAGGCGCUGGAGGAGGAGGUGAGCCACCUGUACCCGGCCGUGUCUCUGGAGGAGGGCGAGUGCUUCCUGCAGAAGGAGCCGCUGCUGUACAGCUGCGCGGGGGAGGGCCCCAAGCUGCGCCGCCUCUGCCCCUGCCGCGACUUCCUCCAGGGCCAGGGGGCGCUGUGCAGGGACUGCUUAUGACGGGGGGCCGCCGCACCUGCUCACCGCCACAGGAGGGACGGACGCUGAGAGGCCGGCUCGGUGUGCCCGCCGCACCGCUAGGCCGUGGGGAAGAGAAGGGGUCAGUGGCGGAACUACGGAGAGGACAACAAAAACGCUGCACCGUAGAGGUCCUGGGUCGCGGUGGAGUCCGAGGACGAGGCCCCCAUGUAGUCCUAUGGCUCUCCUCCAACAGGCCCCCCCCCAGUGAUGUGAUUAAUGAGAGGUGUGUGUGGGGGGCUGGGCCAGUCCACUCACAGGAGGCUACAGGCAUCUGACGUGCAAGAUGGCGACCUCUGCUAGGUAAGGGUGGUGGCUACUGAGAGAGAGAAGCUGGCAGAGGGAACUUGGUCUUACACAGGUUUGGGUUCUCCUUCAUGUUGUGGACGGUAAUGUCAACAGGCCAAAUUUGCAUGGCAUUUUCCAAGGGUGCACUUUCCCCCCCAAACACAUUAAAAAUGAUAAUAACCAGUUUUGUUCAUAAUGGGAAUGUGCAGUUGAUGAGGUAAAGAGAGAGAUAAUCAGGCUUCUGGCUGUCUUUAUUUUUGAUGAUUUGUAAGAACAUCAAAAUACAAUUUGCACUGAAAACCAUUAGGAAAAUGUGCCUAAUGGGUACAAAUUAUUUAUUUAUGUACAUGAUUUAUUUAUUUAUUUAUUUAUUUUGCCCAUCAUAGUUUUAAAUUGGGGCAAAACAGUCAUUAAAACCUAUUGUCUCGUCUGUGAAAAUAACCUGAAAGAUUGUGAAUACCAAGUGCUAGAUUCUAGGAAUCUUUGGCAUGACUUUUGUUCCGUUGUGUCAAAUACAACGAAAACAAACGUUUGCCACCCACUUAUCACAGUCUUUUCAGAACAUGAUAUUGCAGGCUACUCUUCCAUACGGUAUGACAUGAGGUAGUCAUGGUGAUGGAGAUAUAUAUCUGGCCUCUUUGAUGGCUCUGUGCGUUGAAUGUACAUAAGAGCAUGAUAUGAAUGAGCGACUAUGGCUAUGAGCUAUGGCUGAAAUGAUCACUGUGAAAGUUCAUGGCAAAAUCGAUGGGAAUGAUUAAACUCAGAAGCAUGCCAGACACCAUUCUAAUUUAUUGAUAGGAACUUGAUUAGGUUUACUCUGACAUACAUACUUUAUCUGUACAUGAAAUUCAGCAGAAAACCUCAUUUGUCAUUGUUUUGUUUUGUAUUGUAACAUGUAACUUGACUCUCUUGACAAGGUCUUUGUGUAAAUCAUGAUUUCUAAUAAACUCA
Molecule: messenger RNA, 3744 nt
Organism: Sardina pilchardus (European sardine)
Lineage: Eukaryota; Metazoa; Chordata; Actinopteri; Clupeiformes; Clupeidae
Product: alpha-1,6-mannosylglycoprotein 6-beta-N-acetylglucosaminyltransferase B-like
Exons: 17
Coding region: 112-2487 (791 amino acids)
Biological process (GO): protein N-linked glycosylation
Cellular component (GO): Golgi apparatus
Molecular function (GO): alpha-1,6-mannosylglycoprotein 6-beta-N-acetylglucosaminyltransferase activity
Source: RefSeq, a predicted model, not a curated record